AUUACAAUACUAUAAAUUUGAAAAUUAAUAGUACCUAUAAUACUCAAAAUACCGUAAAACUUUUAAGUAAUUUAAUAUUAUUACUGUCUUUUUAUCCUCUGUAAGAUGGAAAGCCCUUCUAAAGAAGAAGUGAACCUUGCUGAUGCAAAGACUGUACAGAACCUAGCUAAAGGAAUAAUGGAACUGUACGAGCCUCCCCUAGCGACCAUCAACACGCACUUGAAAGAGUUAACAGAAAGGCAAGAGUCAGUCCAUGCUAUAAUCACAUCCGAGAGGAGGAAACUUGAGGAUUUACAGAAUGAUGCUACUUUAGAUGCCUUGCUAGCGGAUAUAGCUACAAAUAGAGAGAAGCUGUCCUCCAUAUCUAAUUCAAUGAUGAGCUUACACAAGAGGGUGCAAUCCUUACAGACAAGGGCAGGAAAUGUAGCAAAAGCAGCCAAACAAAAGGCUGAGAGCCAGAAAAAAACCUCCCAGCCACCUAGCAGUUAGUAUUUACUAUAAGCUUCUCUCUUUGCAUGACUUUUACUUGAAGAUAUGACAUUCCCAAAUAUAAGGUGUUCUAAUAAAGGCAUUGUAAGCCGAAAGGUACACAAUAAUAAUACAUUUACAAUGUUACAUUUAUAAUUUUACAAUAUGUGAAAUUACUUCUGAUACCUAUCUAAAUAUUUAGGAAAGAGGUAGAACAAAGAGCUUGUUUCCUACAGUGGCUGGUUGAAGAAUAGUGAUUUCGACCAGAGGAGUGCCUUUUUAGUGCUGUAAUUUACUAUGUUUUAAAAAAACUUCAUACUUACCCUUUUUAUGCAUACAUGUGCAAUGAAUUUGUAGAAUAAUGCCAUCUAUCGACAAAAAUUGUUUUUAAAUGAAAAACACAAGUUAAAAAUAUAAGUUUAUUUCCUUAAUUAGAUAAGUAGUUUAGUAAGUACAUUGUAAGUAAAAUAAAUAUAUGCUAUAGUUAAAAUUUACCUAAUGUUGAGUUUGGCGAAUUUUAAAUUUUAUUAAAAAGUCUGCUACCUCUGGCACUAGCUGUUUUCAAAAAAGUGCAAUAUUUAUAAAUUUUUAUUUGAGUUCCAAAUUUGAAAGGUUUCAUGUAUAUCCGAAAUGUAACAUUAAUAUAAGUACCUACUUAUUGAUAAAAACUGCAUUGAUCUAAUAAUUUACUGCAUUUAUCGGUAAACUUAACGAAGUGUGAGUCAAAGAAAUAAAAGGCUUAAUAUUGAGACAUGAAAUACGGUCAGCUUUCUUACUAGCUACAUCAUUAUAAGUAUACUUUUGUACCUUGUUGAAAUGAGUAGGCGAUUUGUUGCAAAAUGUAAUUGUAUAAAAAUAAAUAAUAUAGCUUCUUCAGAAGCUGACUGUAUGUAUGUAAUAUACCAUACAAGUACUUAUUAAUUUUACCAACAUUCUUCUGUUAUAAGAUCGAGUAAGUACUUGUAUUAAAUCUACAAUCACUUGUAGUUAAUAAUUAACUAUGAACCUAAGACUAGUUGUAGACAAAACAUUUAAGUAAUAAAAUUAUUUUACUUUGUUAUUCAAA
Plutella xylostella (diamondback moth) is the source of this 1534-nucleotide messenger RNA. Its product is annotated as biogenesis of lysosome-related organelles complex 1 subunit 6. The record is from RefSeq and is a predicted model, not a curated record. Gene Ontology annotation, biological process: intracellular transport. Lineage: Eukaryota; Metazoa; Arthropoda; Insecta; Lepidoptera; Plutellidae. Gene Ontology annotation, cellular component: transport vesicle; BLOC-1 complex.